Ambispora gerdemannii is the source of this 1233-nucleotide messenger RNA. The record is from the annotation of a GenBank genome assembly. Lineage: Eukaryota; Fungi; Glomeromycota; Glomeromycetes; Archaeosporales; Ambisporaceae.
AUGAAUACUCAUCUGAAAAAAUUAGACUAUCUUUAUCAACAAGAGUUAAAGCGACAAAAAAAUACCUUGAACCUAAUUGCUAGUGAAAAUUAUCCUUCUAAAAAGGUUUUGCGUUAUAGUGGUUCGCUAUUGAUGACGAAAUAUUCCGAAGGAUAUCCGGAGCAUCGUUAUUAUCAAGGUUGUAAAUAUAUUGAUAAAAUUGAACAGAUGGCUAUUGAAUUAGUGAAAGAGUUAUUUGGCGCUGAAUAUGCUAAUGUUCAACCUCAUUCUGGAUCGCAAGCUAAUCAAGCUGUUUAUUUAGCACUUUUAAAACCGGGUGAUAAAAUAUUAAGUCUCAAUCUCUUAUCAGGUGGUCAUUUGACCCAUGGAGCUAAGGUUAAUUUUUCUGGAGUUGUUUAUUCGGCUCAUUAUUAUAACGUCGAUCCUCUUACUCAGAAAUUAGAUUAUGGAGAGAUUAGGAAAGUAGCCAAGGAAGUGAAACCAAAUUUGAUUGUGGUUGGUUAUAGUAAUUAUAGUUUAAAAAUAGAUUUUGCCCAGUUUCGUGAGAUUGCUGACGAGGUUGGUGCCUAUUUAUUAGCCGAUGUUGCCCAUGUAGCGGGUUUGGUGGCAGUCGGCUUAUUUCCUGAUCCAGUUCCUCACGCUGAUGUUAUUACUUUUACUGCUCAUAAAACAUUACGAGGCCCGCGGGGAGCCGUGAUUUUGGCCAAAAAAGAAUUGGGUCAAAAAAUCGAUCGAGCAGUUUUUCCUGGCAAUCAAGGUGGACCAGCCCAAAAUAUUAUUGCAGCAAAAUCUCAAUGUUUUUAUGAAGCCUUACAACCCAAUUUCAAACAGUAUCAAGAAAAAGUACUAGCAAACGCCAAAACCAUGGCCGAUUAUUUCUUACAAAAAGGAGUAAAAAUGAUUAGCGGUGGUACUGAAACGCAUUUGUUGACUAUUGAUACUAAAAUCAGUUAUAAUUUGACGGGCAAAGAAGCUGCCGAAAGAUUAGAAAAGAUGGGAAUUGUCUGUAAUAAGCAAAUGAUACCCUAUGAUAAAGAAAAACCCUCAAUCGCUAGUGGUAUUCGAUUAGGUUCACCAGCUUUAACUACUCGGGGAUUAGGCCAGGAAGAAUUUCAAAAAAUUGCGGAAAUGAUUGAUAUGAUUCUUCAAAAACAUGUUAACAAGGAAGAAAAUAAAAAGACAAAAAAUAGUGUUUUGUAUUUAACGAGGAAGUUUUCUUUGAGAAAAGUUUAA